AUGAAAAUACAACUGAGAGUUUUACCGAUUUUCUACUUAACGAAUAUCACUGCUGCCAUCUCUAUCAUUACGAGAUCAGAAUGGAGAGGUCGUACAACAACUGUGACCAGCCACUUGGCCCGAGGUUUAGGUUACGUGGUAAUUCAUCACUCGGCUGGUGCCUAUUGCAAUACGACGACCACUUGCAGUGCUCAAAUGCGCAUUAUGCAAUCGUAUCAUAUGGAUUCUAUGGGUUGGCCUGAUAUUGGCUACAAUUAUGGCAUUGGUGGCGAUGCCAAUAUCUAUGAAGGUUGUGGUGCUGAUGUUAUGGGAACUCAUGCCAGAGGCUGGAAUAGCAAAUCGUAUGGCAUUGCGUUUAUGGGCAACUACAAUAAUUAUUCACUGACGGCUGCACAAAUUGCCAAAGCUAAGGAAUUGAUUGGUUGGUUGGUAAGCCAGGGUUAUGUUGCAGCCAAUUACACAUUGUAUGGCCAUCGUCAAGUGCGUGCCACUGAAUGUCCUGGUAGUAAUUUGUAUAACGAAAUUGAAAAGUGGAAUCAUUGGAAGGCGGAAGUAAAAGAUGAGGGUGAAUUGUAAAGUAAAUCGAAAUCAUGUUUUUAUUUCACAAAAAUGUAA
Calliphora vicina (urban bluebottle blowfly) is the source of this 615-nucleotide messenger RNA. RefSeq names its product peptidoglycan-recognition protein SC2-like. The record is from RefSeq and is a predicted model, not a curated record. The coding region runs from base 1 to 576 and encodes 191 amino acids. Gene Ontology annotation, biological process: innate immune response; peptidoglycan catabolic process. Gene Ontology annotation, molecular function: peptidoglycan binding; zinc ion binding; N-acetylmuramoyl-L-alanine amidase activity. The transcript is spliced from 2 exons. Lineage: Eukaryota; Metazoa; Arthropoda; Insecta; Diptera; Calliphoridae.